Messenger RNA from Lachancea fermentati, 468 nucleotides. The record is from the annotation of a GenBank genome assembly. NCBI's taxonomy places the organism in Eukaryota, Fungi, Ascomycota, Saccharomycetes, Saccharomycetales, Saccharomycetaceae.
AUGUCUUUGGUUCACUUGGCUAAUGUUUGCGCACAUCUUCAAAAUUGCUCGAGGGCUAGAAUGUCUCUAACGUCGAUUCCAUAUACAAAACUACAUUUGAAUUUCGCCUAUAACUUAUAUCAAAAUGGCUUUCUAUCAACAUUACAACGUGGUUCCACCAAGGGCCCUGAUCUCAAGCCAGUCGAAGUAACCCCUGAUAACAUUGCUACCAGAAGGCUAUGGGUUGGAUUAAAGUAUAGGGAAAACAAACCCGUUUUAAACGCAUGCAGGCUGAUUUCAAAACCCAAUCUAAGAAUUCAUCUGCCUUACGAUGAUCUUAAGAAGCUUUGCACAGGUGUUACCGUAAGAUUAAUCAAACCUUUGCAGCCAGGUGAACUAAUUUUGGUGAAAUGCGGUCACCAAAUAUACGAUAUAAACCAGGCGGUUGCUAAGAAGCUAGAUGGUGAAGUAUUAUGCAGAGUGAGGUGA